This is a messenger RNA of Teleopsis dalmanni, 680 nucleotides long. RefSeq lists its product as uncharacterized. The record is from RefSeq and is a predicted model, not a curated record. The transcript is spliced from 3 exons. Lineage: Eukaryota; Metazoa; Arthropoda; Insecta; Diptera; Diopsidae. The coding region runs from base 152 to 625 and encodes 157 amino acids.
AUUUUCACAUAUUUUUAACAACAAGGGAACAAUUUUGCUGAGAACUUAGCAGGCAAAGAAACUUAAAGUAUUAGUGUACUAGUUUAUUUCAAAUAAAGCGGACGUUUCCAUUUUUUUCUAUUUACGAUAAAAACAACAUUUACCGACAAAUAUGGUAUUUGGAACUACUAAGCGUGAUAAAUUUUUUUUCAUUUGUGGAUUCUUUCUUGCAUCGUAUAUCUUCUUUAAAGGGAUGCAAAGAACGGAAAUUAUGAUUGAAAAGAAUCUAAAACCAAAUGAAUACUUAGUCUUAGCAGAUGUUCUUACAGACUUUCCAGAUAAGUGCUUUGCAGCGACCCACUGCAAAUUGUUUGAAAUUGGAGAAACUUGGAACUUAAAGACAACUUGCGGUCGUUCAACAUGCCUUCGGGAUGAAUUUAACAAGAACAGGCUCUUCGAAAAAGUGGAAACCUGUGAAUUUUUGCCACCGAUUAAAGAAAAAUGUACGUCAGAUAAUAACAGAAGCAAUAUAGUUGCACCAUAUCCAAAUUGUUGUCCUCAAUAUGUUUGCGAAGAACAAUCGGAACAGGAAGCUACAAAUGAGAGAAAUGAAGAAGUGGAAGAAAUAGAAAGGAACGAACUUUAAAGAACAUAAAAUUUAUAAAAAUUGUGAUUAAAAUGUGUAUUUAGAAAAAUAUACA